Molecule: messenger RNA, 1124 nt
Organism: Mercenaria mercenaria
Lineage: Eukaryota; Metazoa; Mollusca; Bivalvia; Venerida; Veneridae
Exons: 3
Coding region: 49-396 (115 amino acids)
Source: RefSeq, a predicted model, not a curated record
AAUAUCGUAUAAUUACUUCACAAAAUAGACUACUAUUGUAUUUGCAACAUGAAGUCUGUAAUUAUAUUUACAACCAUAUUUUAUUGUACAGCAGCUGUGUUUGGACAGUUUGGUUACACAUGGAUUCCGUUCGGAAAUGAUUUUCUGGAGCAACUAGCGCCGAUGAUUUCAGCCUUUUUCGCGGGAAGAGAAAUGUUGGGUCCAGGCUAUCCUACAUUACUUCUUAGGUCGUAUCAUGCUGCAGAGGUACCUGAAAGGAGAUUACAUAAAGUACACUUCAGAACACGUGGGUUUGGACCUUUUCGGUACCAGUUUUGCCGUGCCAUUGUUCGGGUGUUACCAACUGGCGGUCUUUCCUUACAAUACCCUUCUUGGAGCAGAUGUGGAUUUAUCUAGAGCUGACAAGAUAAUAUACUUUAUAAUUAAACUGUAAAUGACUAUUUGAACUACAGACUGUUAUAAAUCUAAGAUUAUACUGAAAUUUAGAUAUGUGUUAUGCAUGUUUGGCGUUUACUAAUUUAUAUUACUUUUAUUUACAAUUCUGCUGAUCAAGAAACAAUACAUAGAUAUAGUUCCGUACGUAUAUUCGGUGCAUACAUAUAUGUUUAUAGUUGGCGGAUAGAACCCAUUCUAAUUCGGACAUGGAUACUAUUCCGCGCGCAUACACAAGUUAGUUAUCAAAUUUGUUUCUAUAAAUAUGCAUGUGAUAUUAAGUCAGUAUAGGGAGAGUUGCAAAGCUCUAAAUCUAUGACAUGUGUGCGUGUAUGUUGAAUAUUUUAUUUUUAAUUUUGAAGUGAAUCAUCAGUGCAUUUAAUUUUGAUGAUUGUAUAACCAUAUCAAAUUCUACGGACGGUCCAUAGUUCUAAGCAGGUGCCACCAAUGUCUGAAUUUAAGUCCGGAGAGACACCUAGUGUCUACUUUACCAUCUAGAUCCGAAAAGUCUCCAAUGUCUAACUUAAAUGUGUCGGUGUCACAUAAAACUAAAUAAAUGCGGAAACAAAAUACAAAAACAAAAAUAAAAAAAACAACUUUAAUAAAAAGAAUGUUAGCGUCAUGCAUAUCAUCAUAACAAGACAAUAAAAUGUUGACAUAGAUGUGCUUUGAAUAUUAAAUUUAAUCGUUAA